GCGGAAGCACCAGCGGACAGAACCAGCAUGACCGCGAGAGAUUAGUUUGCUCUCUUCGUGCAUGUGCAUUUCUCUUACGACAACUUCAGACAAGCUCGCCAGUAUUCACAGCAGCCAUGUCUGCAACCCAGUUACUCAACCCCAAGGCGGAGUCCAGACGGAGAGGAGAAGCCCUCAGAGUCAAUAUCAGCGCUGGAGAGGGUCUUCAAGAUGUCCUCAAGUCUAACCUUGGCCCAUCUGGUACAAUCAAGAUGCUUGUUGACGGUGCUGGAGCGAUCAAACUCACAAAGGAUGGCAAUGUGCUGUUGAGAGAGAUGCAAAUUCAAAAUCCUACUGCCGUUAUGAUUGCACGAGCUGCAACUGCACAAGAUGACAUUACGGGCGACGGGACAACAUCGGUGGUUCUUAUGGUUGGAGAGUUGCUCAAGCAGGCGGAUAGACACAUUUCUGAAGGUCUCCAUCCGAGGGUUCUUACGGAGGGCUAUGAAAUUGCCAAGAAUGAAACCAUCAAGUUUCUCGACAGUUUCAAGCUGAACCAGGAAAUUGACCGCGAGUUACUGUUAUCUGUCGCUCGAACUUCUCUAUCCACGAAACUGAAUCGGGCCCUUGCUGAGACACUUGUGCCAUCAAUUGUCGACGCUGUACUCGCCAUUUAUCACCCUCCUGAAAAGCCAGACCUUCACAUGAUAGAAAUCAUGAAAAUGCAACAUCGAACUGCAUCCGAAACUCAAUUGAUUCGAGGAUUGGCUUUGGAUCAUGGGGCACGACACCCUGACAUGCCCAAGAGAGUUGAGAACGCUUUCAUUCUGACAUUGAAUGUCAGCUUGGAGUAUGAGAAAUCCGAGAUUAACUCCGGAUUUUACUACUCAAGUGCCGAGCAAAGAGACAAGCUUGUGGAAAGUGAACGCCGCUUUGUCGACUCCAAGCUCCAAAAGAUUGUGGAACUGAAGAAGAAAGUUUGUGGGAAUGAUCCUAAGAAAGGAUUUGUUGUCAUUAAUCAGAAAGGUAUUGACCCAUUGAGUCUCGACGUGCUUGUGAAGAAUGGAAUUCUUGCACUUCGCCGUGCCAAGCGACGGAAUAUGGAACGACUUCAACUUGUUUGUGGAGGCAUUGCCCAAAACAGCGUUGAAGACCUUACUCCUGACGUUCUUGGCUGGGCGGGUCUUGUUUAUGAACAUCAACUCGGGGAAGAAAAAUACACAUUCGUCGAGGAGGUCAAGGACCCGAAAUCCGUGACGAUUCUCAUUAAAGGGCCCAACCAACAUACUAUUGCUCAAGUGACAGAUGCAGUGCGAGAUGGUUUACGUUCCGUUUACAACACGAUUGUUGACAACUGUGUGGUGCCCGGUGCAGGCUCUUUCCAAGUUGCCGCUGCUCACCACCUAGCAUCAGAAGCAUUCAGCAAAACCGUCAAAGGAAAGGCUAAAUUUGGCGUUGAGGCUUUUGCCAAUGCUCUUCUCAUUAUUCCCAAAACCCUUGCCGCCAAUUCUGGUCACGACAUUCAGGACUCACUCGCUCGCAUGCAAGAUGAGAUAAAGGAAGGCAAUGUAGUUGGUCUAGACCUUUCCACCGGCGAUCCCAUGGACCCGGUGCAGGACGGAGUCUUCGACUCAUAUCGCGUGCUCCGCAACUGCAUUGCCUCAAGCACUGGAAUCGCUUCCAAUUUGCUACUGUGUGACGAGUUACUGAAAGCCAGACAAAUGGGCAGACAAGGCGGACCUGCAGGAAUGGAAGAGUGAAGAAAGCUCUAAAAAGUAUCAAAACUUAAUUAGCCGGCAUCCGGCCACUCAAAGAGAAUAUGGAAAAGAGACUGAUGUAUUUUCACGACGGAUAUCCCGGUGUGGAUUAGAUAGUGAGGAGGCUGUAUAAUUUUACUCUCGAUAUACAAAUAAUCAGAGCUCUGUUACAAGAUGUAACCAUACUCACGUACGUCUACAUGUCUGAGGCUACGGAACAAAUCAUCGUAAAACUUGAA
This is a messenger RNA of Talaromyces proteolyticus, 1975 nucleotides long. Its product is annotated as T-complex protein 1 zeta subunit. Gene Ontology annotation, molecular function: ATP hydrolysis activity; ATP binding; ATP-dependent protein folding chaperone. The transcript has 7 exons. Lineage: Eukaryota; Fungi; Ascomycota; Eurotiomycetes; Eurotiales; Trichocomaceae. The record is from RefSeq and is a predicted model, not a curated record. The coding region runs from base 117 to 1739 and encodes 540 amino acids. Gene Ontology annotation, cellular component: chaperonin-containing T-complex. Gene Ontology annotation, biological process: protein folding.